AUGAUGGAUUUUAUUAAAGAUAAUAAUUUUCAAAUAGAUGAAUAUAUAUCAAACAAUAGUUUUAUUAAAAAGUAUAUAUAUUCAUGUUAUUCUCUAAGAUUGAGUUUAUGUAAAUUUUUUAUCAAAGGGUUCUCAAAUAACCACGUAUUUAGUUAUUAUUUUGACCUUUUCAAUAACUGUUGUAAAUUAGGAUGUAUGAUUAAAAAAAUAAUAUUAGAUUCAUCUAAUUUAGACUUGUGUGAUUCUUAUCUUAUUGAUAUUUUUUUAAAAGUUUUAUGUUUAAUUUAUAAUGAAGAAAGAUUGUUAAAUAAAGAGUUUACUUUUUAUAAUCCUUGGAUUGAUAUUAAUAAAAAACUUAAACAAUUUUUUAAUGAAAGAUACGAACAGAUUGAUGCUGAAAAAACAAAACAGUUUAAUAAUUGA
Hepatospora eriocheir is the source of this 423-nucleotide messenger RNA. The record is from the annotation of a GenBank genome assembly. NCBI's taxonomy places the organism in Eukaryota, Fungi, Microsporidia, Hepatosporidae.